GUGCCGCGCACCGCCAUGCAAUAUCUCGCAGCGCCGACCGACGUACCGAUAUCCCAUGCAGAUCACGCGCGUCCACGCUAAUAUCUUGCACCUCCCAGUCAGAUCGCAAGAAUGAGUAUACGCACUCGCCUCCGGACAUAUCCCCAUCAUCCCCAGCGCCUCGUCCACCAACGCCUCAUGCGCGUCCGUCAUCAAGAAAUGUAUCCCGUCCGACACCAGCGUCUCCCAUGCCAGCGGCGCCGUCAGCGCGAACUGGUCAAUCACCGACCAGCCACGCCACAGCGCAAGGGGCACCAUCGCGUCGGACCAGUAGCGCAGCCGGUUGUGCGUAGUAUGCCGAUUAUCUCGCCGGACGCGGUCCGUGGUGAGGGGCCCCGGUGCCGCGGGGGUGAGCAUGAUGCGCACGCGAGGGCCAGUGUAGGCGCCUGGCUUCUGGUGCGAGUGGGCGUGCGGUAUCCCGUGCCCAUCAGGAUUUCGCUCCUCUACUUGGAUCCACACGCCUAUACCGCGCAGACACGCGUAUUGCUCAUUAGGAAAGUGUCCUCAAGGAGUGGCGGAAGUUAAUAUCGAGCUCAUCUCCAACUCGUUAAUGAGCGCAAACGGCCGGGAUCUCCACGGACAUGCGCCUGCACGGAAUGCGC
This is a messenger RNA of Schizophyllum commune H4-8, 641 nucleotides long. RefSeq lists its product as uncharacterized. NCBI's taxonomy places the organism in Eukaryota, Fungi, Basidiomycota, Agaricomycetes, Agaricales, Schizophyllaceae. The record is from RefSeq and is a predicted model, not a curated record. The transcript is spliced from 2 exons. The coding region runs from base 112 to 564 and encodes 150 amino acids.